Zingiber officinale is the source of this 1404-nucleotide messenger RNA. Its product is annotated as putative disease resistance protein RGA3. Gene Ontology annotation, molecular function: ADP binding. Gene Ontology annotation, biological process: defense response to other organism. The transcript has a single exon. NCBI's taxonomy places the organism in Eukaryota, Viridiplantae, Streptophyta, Magnoliopsida, Zingiberales, Zingiberaceae. The record is from RefSeq and is a predicted model, not a curated record. The coding region runs from base 1 to 1404 and encodes 467 amino acids.
AUGGACAUAGUCUCGCCAAUACUGGAGAUUUCUGGUGUAAAUCAUGUCAUCAAUAAACUAGUUGAUAAAACCACUAAUUAUUUGCAAGAUCAGUGCUACUGGGAAACCUACUUGCAAGAAGAAUUGAAAAGCCUCCAAGACUUACUUCCUCAGAUCGAAGCAGUUGUUUACUUUGCCGAACAUAGAUUAACUUCGUAUGAAUCUUCUGAUCGAGCAUUAAUUAAGUGGCUGUGGAAGUUCAGGGAUGUGAUCGACGAGGCUGAGGAUGUGCUGGAUGAGCUGGAAUAUCUUGAACUGGAGAGGAAAGCUAAUAGUGACAAAAGUUGGCUUUCUAGAAGGGUUGAUGCUUCUGUUAAUGCUGCAAAAAGAUUACUGAAAUUUGAUGAUGUUCUUGGGAGAUUAAGGACAUGCGUUAAGAACUUGAACACCUCUGCUUCAGAUGUUGAGAAGUUUUUGGCACUGGUGACUCCGACAGGUGGCGUCGGCACUGGACAAAUGCAGCAAGGGAUUCUACCAUUGUCUCAUCAAAGUAGGAUCACCUUUUCUUUACCUGUAUCAUCAUUCAAAGGGCGUGUGGAAGAAAAAGAGAAAAUCAUUAAGUAUUUGCUAGGAGAAGAAUCCGAAAUUCAAAUCAGUGAGAAUGUGCAUUGCCUUCCUUUGGUAGCGUUGGGUGGUAUGGGGAAAACUGCACUCGCUCAAGAAGUCUUUGAUCAUUUUAAAAAUGUGAAAAAGGAACACUUCGACAUCAAAAUCUGGGUAUGUGACUCCUUACCUGAUCUCAAUUCAUCAAAUCUUACGAAGAAAAUUCUAGAGUAUUCAACUGGCAGAUCUGAAUCUGGGCCAUUGGAAUUAAUACCAGAGAAACUCAAGGAAAAGUUACAUUCCAAAAGAUUUUUACUUGUCCUAGAUGAUGCUUGGGAUGACAAAAAUCAGAGAGAGUGGGAGAAACUAUGUGCUCCAUUGUUAUAUGGCCAAAAGGGUAGUUGGGUACUAUUAACAACUAGAUCAAAAUCAGUUGCAAAUAUGGUUGCAAGAGAAAUCAAAGGUACAAUGAUGCCAAUGAUGUUGCAGGGAUUGUCAGAGGAUGAAUGUCUUUCACUCCUAUACGAGCAUGCAUUUGCUGGUCAAGACCCAAAUGGAUUUCCACUGCUUAAAGAAAUUGGCAGAGAAAUAGUAAAGAAAUUGAAAGGUGUACCUCUUCUAGCAAAGUCAAUUGGAGGAGCGUUGAAUAGUAAACUAGAAGCAGAUCACUGGACAAGCAUUUUAAGAAGUGAAUUAUGGAAAAGGUCACAAGAUUCAACAUACAAUUUCAUUCCAGUUCUAACACUGAGUUACGUGAUGCUUCCACCACGCUUGAAGCGGUGCUUUGCCUACUGCAGUAUGAACUCAAGAUUACAAAUUUAA